Molecule: messenger RNA, 436 nt
Organism: Melanaphis sacchari
Lineage: Eukaryota; Metazoa; Arthropoda; Insecta; Hemiptera; Aphididae
Exons: 3
Coding region: 8-373 (121 amino acids)
Source: RefSeq, a predicted model, not a curated record
AAUAAAUAUGAUGAAUAAUAAGAAACCUCCUAUACCACAAUGUCCUACAGUCCCAGUUGAAGAAGAGAUCGAAGAAGAUUUAAAAACAAUAGAUGAAACAGAAGCUCCACUGUUGACAGAUGACGCCAAGGUCUUAUUAGAAUCUAUUGGGACUGAAGUAAUAAAGAAUGAUACACAAGAAACAGCUCAAAAGCUGGUCGAUAAUGUGGAUGAAUUAGAACAAACAAUAACAGCAUUAGAUAAAAAGUAUAAUGAUUUGAUGAGCUGUGAAAAAGCAUUGGAAGAAAUUGAGGAAGAAAUCGAUAAACAGAUUAAAGAAAUGACUAAUUAUAUAUCCGAAAUUCAAUCAAAUCCUACUCCUGCAGUAAAGUAAACAGAUUUAAUUAUAUUUUAUUAAAUGGACCAAUAAUUACUUCUAUUUUUUUAUUUGUACAAU